GAUUGCUGUGCAGGCCCCGUAGCUUAGCAUGACUGAAGACUAAAAUGGAUGGAAAUAGCAUUAGCAGUGCUAGCAUUAGCAGCACGCCAGCUAGCCACCAGGAAAGAUUUUCGACACAUCAGCAUUACAACCAUGUAAUUAAUCUUAUUUAUGAUGCAUUGCGUAAAACAUGAAACAAAAAGCACUAAAAGCACUAAAUGAAUACAGAGCCACCAACCACCAGUACCAGCCUGGACCACACCAAUAUAUGCAUUAGCACACUCAUCAAAGAUCAUCAAAUCUUACCUUUAUCACAUAGUAUCAGCAUUCAUUCAUUUUAUACUGCUUAUCCUCACGAGGGUCGUGGGAGUGCUGGAGCCUAUCCCAGCUGUUUUGGGGCGAGAGGCGGGGUACACCCUGGACUGGUGGCCAGCCAAUCACAGGGCACAUAUAGACAAACAACCAUUCACACUCACAUGGGAAAAUAUCUAAUCAAGGCAAAAUAUUCUAGAAAGUCAUAAAUAAUUACAUGAAGAAAAUGGGGGGGGGGUGUAAUUUUACAAGAAUAAAGUCAAACUAUUAAGAAAAAGUCCUAUUCUAAUGAGAAAAAGUUGCAAUUUCACGAGAGGAAACAUGUAAUAUUACCAACAGUCAUUUUAUUUUUAAAAAAUGAUUUUUGAACAUUGUAAUAUGAUGAGGAAACCAACAAAACAAGAUAAAAUUGGGUAAAAAGUAAAACAUAUAAUGAGAAUAAAGUCCAGGAGAAGAAACAUAAGAUAUUUGGAUAAUAAAACAAAGAAAGAAAGAAAACACCUCCCCUUGCUGGAAACACCCCUGGUGGAUGGGGUAGUUCCCAAACCCACGGCGCUGGAGCCAAGAUGUCACAGGAAUGAAAUAAGUGCUGGAGGGAAGCCAAGGUGAAGGAGUGCACCUGCAUAGAAAGAGAGGAAGAGGGGAUGACUGGAGAGGAGAGAAAGAGAGAGAGAGAGAGAGAGAGAGAGAGAGAGAGAGGGAGAGGCGGAGUUAAGUGUAAAGAAAAAUCCGGAGAAGCCCAACUCUACAGCAGUAGGCUAGACAGCAGUGUGAGGGAGGUGAGUCCAAGGGAACCUGAGACCAGAGACCUGGAAAAAGCCCAAAGUGGGAAGUUGGGAAUCCAUCCAGUCAGCGGCCGGCAGGAAGUGGAGUUUCUGUCCGAGAGUUUCCAAGCUUUUCCAUCCAGACUGCCAAGCAGCAUGGCUGACAGAAUGAAUGAGGACUCGGAGAAUACUCCUGGGAAAGAUGAGCUGGACUGGGGCUAUGAGGAAGGUGUAGAGUGGGGACUCCAUUUCCCAGCAGCCAAUGGUGAGUACCAGUCUCCCAUCAACCUGAACUCCCGGGAGGCUCAGUACGACCCCUCCCUCCUGGACGUCCGCCUGUCACCAAACUAUGUGGUGUGUCGUGAUUGUGAGGUCAUCAAUGAUGGACACACCGUGCGCAUUAUUCUCAAGUCUAAGUCAGUGGUGACCGGGGGUCCACUGCCGAGCGAUCAUGAAUAUGAACUUCAUGAGGUUCGAUUUCAUUGGGGCAAGGAGAACCAGAGAGGAUCAGAGCACACGGUCAACUUUAAGGCCUUUCCUAUGGAGCUCCAUCUCAUCCACUGGAACAGCACGCUCUUCAACUCCCUGGAGGACGCUCUGGGGAAGAACAACGGCGUCCUCAUCGUUGCUCUUUUUGUACAGGUCGGGAAGGAGCAUCUGGGUCUGAAAGCCAUCACCGAGGUUCUGCAGGACCUGCAGUACAAGGGCAAAAGCAAGAUCAUCCCCUGCUUCAAUCCCAACACUCUACUGCCUGACCCUCUAUUGCGAGACUACUGGGUGUAUAAAGGAUCUCUGACGACACCGCCUUGCAAUGAGAACGUCACCUGGAUCCUCUAUCGCUACCCUUUGACCAUAUCACAACUCCAGAUCGAGGAGUUCCGCAGGCUGCGCUCACAUGCCAAAGGCGCUGAGCUGCCGGAUGGCAAUGACGGGAUGCUGGGGGACAACUUCCGCCCCACGCAGCCACUCAGCGAUCGGACAGUCCGUGCAGCCUUUCAGUGACUUUCUCCCGUUCAAUCAGAAAACACCUACACAAGCAAGCAUGGAAGGAUCCUGUCCCUCAGGAAUUCAUUCCUCUGGAAGCACAUGAUAACGGAUCAAGUCCCACCAGGUCUAGCCCACUUCACUUACUAAUCUGGAACGCGUCUUUUUGUGCUCCAUGGACUAUGGAGACAUGUCAAAUGUAGAUCAGGAGCACUGCUUUGACGGCUCAACAAUGUACUCACAAAGUACUGCAUGUCCAUCAUCCACCGUCCUUACGUGACACGUGUCUUCUAAGGAUAUCAAAACAGGUGAAAAGAGGCAGCUCAUUUCAAAGAACUCCAAAAAGCUCCAGCAAGGUUUUCUAUCCAUGCUGUGAGCAUGUAGUAACGGGUACAUCGAUGCUAACACGUCAUACGUGGAGUAUUUUAGUAUAACCUCCUUCCUGGGCGCAUUGACUUCACAUAGCAGCAUAGAAACGUAAGAACGCUACACCUAGCGUUACCUUUGGCUAGUGGCCUGAGGCAUCGGGAGCUAUUGGGUGCUGAAGGUAGUCGCUAGCCUGCUAGUAGCUAGCUGCUAUGAUGUGGCCAGGUGUCACAAGGUGUCAUGAUGGACAUGUACCCUCGUUGGAGCUUUUUGGAAAUGGAAUAGGUGCUUCCCAUGACGUGCAUUCUUAGCUGUUUUUACCUAUUUUUAUAUCUUUAGAAGGCACGGAAAAGACAAAGCCAUGUGUGUUAAUGUCUCACAUCAGGAUUGUGAAUGAUGGACAACAUUCCAAAAAAGAUUUAAGGGGUUUUUUUUUUCUAGUAAGUGAAAUAAAUCAUGCUAAAAAUAUGUAGUGUAUACAUACGUUGUUAAAUAUGAUCACAAGUUGUUUAGACCAGUACUUAAUGGUUUAUUUAAGUUGUAUUAAAAAGUA
Messenger RNA from Doryrhamphus excisus (bluestripe pipefish), 2958 nucleotides. It is a transcript of the gene ca8, whose product is annotated as carbonic anhydrase 8 (inactive). The record is from RefSeq and is a predicted model, not a curated record. Gene Ontology annotation, molecular function: carbonate dehydratase activity; zinc ion binding. Lineage: Eukaryota; Metazoa; Chordata; Actinopteri; Syngnathiformes; Syngnathidae.